Molecule: messenger RNA, 2568 nt
Organism: Rotaria socialis
Lineage: Eukaryota; Metazoa; Rotifera; Eurotatoria; Philodinida; Philodinidae
Source: the annotation of a GenBank genome assembly
AUGAACGAUGAAGCAUCAACACAUUACAAUUCCAUCAUCGAUCAACAUAGUUUAGGAGCUGAAUUUUUACGUGACAAUUUCGGUGAUUGCGGUCGACCUAAAAUCGGUUGGCAAAUCGAUCCAUUCGGUCAUUCACGUGAACAAGCUUCACUUCUUGCACAAAUGGGUUUCGAUGGUUUAUUUUUUGGUCGUUCUGAUUAUGAAGAUUACGCAACGCGUAAUAGAACAAGAACCAUGGAAAUGGUUUGGAAAGCAAGUGCUAAUUUGAAUAAAGAUGGUUGGUUGUUUACCGGUGUUUUACCCAACGGAUAUGGUCCACCCGAUUCUUUCUGUUAUGAUGCUUUUUGUGAUGAUGCACCAAUUAUGGAUGAUCCACGAUUACAUGAUUACAAUGUUCCAGAACGUGUUCGAACAUUCAUUCGAGCAGCACAAAAUGAGGCUGUUGGUUUUGCUACAAAUCAUAUUAUUAUGACUAUGGGUAGUGAUUUUCAAUAUGAAAAUGCAAAUGAAUGGUUCAAGAAUAUGGAUAAACUAAUAAAAUAUGUAAAUGCUGAACAAGUGAAUGGUAGCAACGUGAACGUUUUCUAUUCGACACCAUCGUGUUAUUUAUAUGCGUUGAACAAGGCCGGUCACAAUUGGACAUCGAAAUCUGAUGAUUUUUUUCCAUAUGCUCAUCAUCCUCAUGGAUUUUGGACUGGCUACUUUACAUCACGUGCAGCUUUCAAAGGUUAUGAACGCCAUUCAAACAAUAUUUUACAAGUUACAAGACAACUCAAUGCAUUUGCUAAUUUGAAUUUACGAAAUAGCAUUUUUUAUUUGAGUGAAGCAAUGGGCGUUGCUCAACAUCAUGAUGCUGUUAGUGGAACAGAGAAACAAGAAGUUGCUUUUGAUUAUGCUCAACGAUUGUCCGAUGGUAUUAAUGUAGCUUCAGGAAUUAUAAAUCAAGCUUAUUCAAAACUAUUACCUCUUAACAGUCAAUCACCACCAACGUCACCUCAAUUUCUCUGUCAACUGACAAAUAUCAGUGAAUGUGUACCUAUUCAAGAUCAACAACGUUUCACGGUAACAAUCUGGAAUCCAACUGUACAUUCAGUUCUUCAUCAUUUCCGUGUGCCCGUUACAAGAGCUUAUACAGUUCGUGAUUCAACAGGACAACCGAUUUUGGCUGAGCUAUUUCCUGUUUCCAAUUCCACAAAGAAAAUACCUGGCCGUGUUGGUACUGCUACAAGUCAAUUAAUAUUUAGAGCUAAUUUACCAGCGCUUGGGUUCAGCACAUAUUUCUUUGAAGCCAGAACAUUAGUAAAACGUGAAAAACCAAAAGUAAAAAUUACUCCCAAUGAUGAAUGUAUUCUUCAAAAUCAGAAUAUUCGAGUUGAAAUCGAUGCUCAAGGCAAUCUUCAACAUAUCAUUAAUUUGAAACAAAGUAUUGCUGUAGCAUUUUCAAAUCAAGGUUUCUAUUGGUAUCAAAGUUUUCCGGGUAACAAUUCUCAAUCACAAUUUCAAGCAUCUGGCGCUUAUAUCUUUCGACCACUAUCACCAACUGCACAACCAGUUAGUCAAGCGCGUUCCAUUACAUGUAUCAAAGGAGAUAAUGUUCAAACAGCAGUUAUUGUUUUCAAUGAUUGGACAAGUCAAGAGAUCAGUUUAUACGAUGAAGGAGAAUUUGUCGAAGUUGAAUGGACAGUUGGGCCUAUUCCAAUCGAUGAUAAUAUGGGUAAAGAGAUCAUUAUUCGCUACGAUACGGAUAUCAAUAGUCAAUCGAAAUACUAUACGGAUGCAAAUGGACGUGAAGUUCUUGAACGAACAAGAGACUAUCGACCAACAUGGAACUAUACAGUUGUAGAAACUGUCAGUGGAAACUAUUAUCCAAUCAAUAGUCGAAUAUGGAUCAAAGACCAAAAUCGACAAUUGACUGUUCUUACUGAUCGAUCAGAAGGUGGUGGUAGUAUUAGUGACGGUUCUAUGGAAAUAAUGGUGCAUCGUCGUACUCUUAAUGAUGAUUCUUUGGGUGUUGGUGAACCUUUGAAUGAAACUGCGUAUGGUCAAGGUCUUGUUGUUCGUGGUCGACAUAUUCUUAGUCUCCAAACACCUGAAACAAGUGCUGUCCAUCAUCGCGUUGCUGCUCAACAUUUAUACAUGCAUCCAUUAACUAGUUUUUCAUUAAUUCCACAAGAUUAUUACAAUUAUUCAGCUGCCUAUCGUCAAACAUGGUCGGCAUUAACAGAUACACUUCCAUUAAAUGUUCAUUUAUUAACAUUAGAUCAAUUAGGACCAAAAGAUUUUCUUGUUCGCGUUGAACAUUACUUUGAAUUAUAUGAAGAUGAUACGUAUUCAAAACCAGUUACAUUCGAUUUGCAAUCAAUAUUUAAAGCUAUAGGAACAAUUAGUAAUACAGUUGAAUUAACGCUUGGUGCUAAUUUAGAAUUAGCUGAUUUGAAAAGACUUGAUUGGGUAACUAACGGUGAAAGUUCGUCGACAAAGAAGACUUCAAAAGAACGAUCAUUAGACGAUACAAAUAUUACAUUGAAUCCAAUGCAAAUUCGAACAUUUAGUGUAGCACUAGCAUAA